Anthonomus grandis grandis is the source of this 3148-nucleotide messenger RNA. It is a transcript of the gene eEF2, whose product is annotated as eukaryotic translation elongation factor 2. Gene Ontology annotation, molecular function: GTPase activity; translation elongation factor activity; GTP binding. Gene Ontology annotation, biological process: translational elongation. The transcript is spliced from 12 exons. Gene Ontology annotation, cellular component: cytosol; ribonucleoprotein complex. The record is from RefSeq and is a predicted model, not a curated record. Bases 165 to 2699 code for a protein of 844 amino acids. Lineage: Eukaryota; Metazoa; Arthropoda; Insecta; Coleoptera; Curculionidae.
UUCGACCAGACGAGUUGGCAACACUUAGACAGUCAAGCUGUCAAAGUCAAUGUCAAUCUCGUGGCAUUGGCCCGUUCCUCCUCACUCUUUCUUUUACGGGAGUGCGCCGACUGUGGCGUAUCGUAUUUUCUGUGUUCAAAGAAUAAAAUCUUGAAACAUCCAAUAUGGUGAACUUCACCGUAGACGAAAUCCGUGGCAUGAUGGACAAGAAGCGGAACAUCCGUAAUAUGUCCGUCAUUGCCCACGUAGACCACGGAAAAUCCACUUUAACCGACUCCCUGGUAUCUAAGGCCGGUAUCAUCGCCGGUGCCAAAGCUGGAGAAACCAGAUUCACUGACACCAGAAAAGACGAACAAGAAAGAUGUAUCACCAUUAAGUCAACUGCCAUCUCCAUGUACUUCGAGCUUGAAGACAAGGAUCUCGUCUUCAUCCAGAACCCGGACCAACGCGAGAAGGACGUCAAGGGUUUCUUGAUCAACUUGAUCGAUUCUCCCGGACACGUCGAUUUCUCCUCCGAAGUAACUGCCGCCCUUCGUGUAACUGACGGCGCCCUCGUGGUCGUCGAUUGUGUGUCAGGUGUGUGUGUACAAACCGAAACCGUACUGCGUCAAGCCAUCGCCGAGCGUAUCAAGCCGAUUUUGUUCAUGAACAAGAUGGACCGCGCCCUCUUGGAGUUGCAACUCGACUCCGAGGAACUCUUCCAGACCUUCCAGCGUAUCGUUGAAAACGUGAACGUCAUUAUCGCCACCUACAACGACGACAGCGGACCCAUGGGUGAAGUCAGAGUUGACCCCAGUAAAGGUUCAGUAGGUUUCGGUUCGGGUCUCCACGGUUGGGCCUUCACCCUAAAACAAUUCGCCGAGAUGUACGCGGAAAAGUUCAAGAUCGACGUGGUAAAACUAAUGAACCGUCUGUGGGGCGAGAGCUUUUUCAACGGCAAAACGAAAAAGUGGAGCAAACAAAAGGACGCGGAUAACAAACGGUCGUUCUGCAUGUACAUCCUGGACCCGAUCUACAAGAUCUUCGACGCGAUCAUGAAUUACAAGAAGGACGAGUACGAGUCGCUGAUCACCAAGUUGGGAAUCAAUUUGAAACACGAGGAUAAGGACAAGGACGGCAAGCAGCUGUUGAAGGUGGUGAUGAGGACGUGGUUGCCCGCCGGCGAAGCUCUGCUUCAGAUGAUCGCGAUCCAUUUGCCGUCGCCCGUGACCGCUCAAAAGUACAGGAUGGAAAUGUUGUACGAGGGACCGCACGACGACGAAGCCGCUAUAGCCAUCAAGACCUGUGACCCGAACGGCCCCCUCAUGAUGUACAUCUCGAAAAUGGUACCGACGUCGGACAAGGGCCGUUUCUACGCGUUCGGUCGCGUCUUCUCCGGUAAAGUGGCCACCGGGAUGAAGGCCCGUAUCAUGGGUCCCAACUACACCCCCGGCAAAAAGGAGGAUCUAUACGAGAAAGCGAUCCAAAGGACCAUUUUGAUGAUGGGCCGUUACGUCGAGGCAAUCGAGGACGUGCCGUCCGGCAACAUUUGCGGUUUGGUCGGCGUCGAUCAGUUCUUGGUCAAAACCGGCACCAUUACCACAUUUAAGGACGCACACAACUUGAAGGUGAUGAAGUUCAGCGUAUCGCCGGUCGUACGUGUGGCCGUCGAGCCAAAGAACCCCGCCGACUUACCGAAACUGGUCGAAGGUCUGAAACGUUUGGCCAAGUCCGACCCUAUGGUCCAAUGUAUCAUCGAGGAGUCGGGAGAGCACAUCAUCGCCGGUGCCGGUGAGUUGCACUUGGAAAUUUGCCUGAAGGAUUUGGAAGACGACCACGCCUGCAUCCCGAUCAAGAAGUCCGACCCGGUCGUCUCUUAUCGUGAAACCGUCAGCGAGGAAUCCGACCAGAUGUGUCUGUCCAAGUCUCCCAAUAAGCACAACAGAUUGUUCAUGAAGGCCCAACCGAUGCCCGACGGUCUCGCCGAAGAUAUCGACGACGGCAAAGUGAAUCCCCGCGACGAAUUCAAGGCGCGCGCCCGUUACUUGGGCGAGAAGUAUGACUACGACGUCACCGAGGCCCGUAAGAUCUGGUGUUUCGGUCCCGACGGUACCGGACCCAACAUUUUGGUCGACUGUACCAAGGGAGUACAGUAUUUGAACGAAAUCAAGGAUUCCGUCGUUGCUGGUUUCCAAUGGGCGACCAAAGAGGGCGUCUUGUCCGAAGAGAACUUGCGCGGCGUCAGAUUCAACAUUUACGACGUCACUUUGCACGCGGACGCCAUCCAUCGCGGCGGCGGUCAGAUCAUCCCCACCACUCGUCGUUGUUUGUACGCGUGUCUGCUUACCGCCAAACCUCGCCUCAUGGAACCCGUAUAUCAGUGUGAAAUUCAAUGUCCCGAAGUGGCCGUCGGUGGCAUCUACGGCGUACUAAACAGGAGACGUGGGCACGUGUUCGAAGAAAUGCAAGUCGCCGGCACGCCCAUGUUCGUCGUUAAAGCUUACCUGCCCGUAAACGAGUCGUUUGGUUUCACUGCCGACCUUAGGUCUAACACCGGAGGACAGGCCUUCCCGCAGUGCGUGUUCGACCAUUGGCAAAUCUUACCCGGAGACCCGUUGGAUACCGGAUCCAGGCCAUACACCAUCGUGCAAGACACACGUAAGAGGAAGGGUCUGAAAGAAGGACUCCCAGACCUUGCCCAAUAUCUGGACAAAUUGUAAACGGAGGGUCGUUAGGUUUUUUUUUUGUACAGAUACAAAUUAUUUAAGAAUUAUUAAUUAAAUUUUCCACCAUAUUUCCAAUAGUUUCAUUCUAUAAAGUUGGCAGGGUUUAAAUUAUUAUUAUUAUUAUUAUUAUUAUUAUUAUUUGAAAUGUUGUACUUUUUUUUUGUUGGCAACACCUUCCCUUUUGUGAUGUAGUUAUCUGAUAUAAUGGUGAUGAUGAGAGAUGUGAUGGCAAAAGUAAAUCCUAUAAAACAGGUCAAACGGUUUUUUAUUAUAAUUUUUUUUUCAUUUGACGAUGAUAGUAGGAUGUUCUUGUAAUAAGGAUACAAUAUAAUCGGGAAAAUGAAAUAAUUAUUAUUUCGUUGAACUGAUUAAUUAUUAAGAUAUAGGCGAUGAUUAUAUUUGUUUACUCAUUUUUAUGUAAUAAAUACUAAAUUUUUAAUUUU